AUGAAGAACUUCUCCAACAAGCGACUCAUUUGUUAUGUUAAAAAGUAUUGGAUGAUGGCAGAAACUGAUGAGCCACAGAAUGAUAAAUCUGAUUAUAAAUGGUCAAUCGAUGUGAUUAUUAUCUUACAGUUAAUAGGAACAAUAAGUCGAGAAGCAUUGGAUACAAUGUCUUCAACUGUGGAAAAGCAGCUCUGUUCCUAUGUAUAUCCCAGGCCGAUAUUCCAAAAAGAUAUGGAAGAAUAUACUGGUUACGUCUUGCAAAUCGAACAGGAUGCGAAGCUUUCAAAGAGAAUAUUACGAAAUGCGCUCAACUCUAUAACUCGACUUCUUCACGAGUCUGAAGGUAAAGAGCCGAGGAAUCUUAUGAAGCUUCUCGAGAAAUCUACAGGAUUCAAUGGAGUAAUAGAGUUCGACAGUGAUCGAGUUCCACCUUUACAUCCAGAAGAAAUCCAGAACUGCUGGAGCCUAGUAACAGUAACAUUAACAGCCAUUGCGCUUUCUCUUCCUAACAUUGCAAACAGCCACAUCCACGGAUUGCUUGACUGCAUGAGGGAAGGCCUCCAAAUUGUAAGAUAUAUCGAAGAAAGCCUCAAUACAAAUGGUGAUUUGGUGAAGACAAGAAAAUCAGCUAGACAUGUGUGGACGGAUGUUGAAGUGUAUUGCAGGUGGCUACAAUUUGAUCUUCAAAAGAAGGCCCGUAAAGGAAAAACAUCAGAGGAGAUUCUUCAAUGGCUUGGUGAUGAAGCAGUAAAAUUUGUUAUACAGUUCAAGGCAAGGAAAAAUGUAAGUCUGGAUGACUCACUUUGUAAGUUCACUGCUGCGAGUUCAAUGUACAGAAUUAGUCAAACCAUACUGCUUCACUGCAAUGAGCAAGAAAAUUGGCCAACAGAUGAGGAAGUGUUUGAGUUUAUAUCAACCAUAAUCGCAGAUCUGCUAUGUGCUUGCUUUACCAACUUGCCACGUGUCAUAAUCAUGAAGUGUCAUGAUGAUGCGAUAGAGAAAAGGGAAGAUAACAUCAGAACUGCAGCUCAGCUUCUUGGUAGAUCCAAAAAAAUCUUGAAAAUUCUCAAAGCACGCCAACUUCCCAACUUAGAUUUGGAAUCGAUGGGGUACAUUGAUAAGUGGCAUGCAAUACCAAAGAGUGAGAUAUACAAUGGUUGUUCUUCGACCAAGAUUCAUUCAGCUUCUUCAAGUUCUAAUGAAUCUUUGUCGACCUCCACUACAAUCAUCUUUGUCCAUCGCGAUCAACCCAUCGUCAAGACUGUCAGGUUGUGCAAAAAAGAAGAGGUUGGGCAAAGAAGCUUCUGAUGUUCAAAGGAGAG
Messenger RNA from Lactuca saligna, 1322 nucleotides. The record is from the annotation of a GenBank genome assembly. NCBI's taxonomy places the organism in Eukaryota, Viridiplantae, Streptophyta, Magnoliopsida, Asterales, Asteraceae.